AUGCCGGUCGAUCUGUCGCUGUACCUGGUCACGGACUCCACGCCAGCCAUCCUCAAGGGCCGCGACCUGUGCUCCGUCGUCGACGAAGCUCUCAAGGGAGGUGUCACUAUUGUGCAAUACCGGGACAAGACCAGCGAUACUGGUGUUCUGAUCGCCACAGCUAAGAAACUCCACCAAAUCACUCAGAAGUACGGCGUUCCACUUCUAAUCAAUGACCGAGUGGAUGUGGCCCUUGCUGUCGGUGCAGAGGGUGUGCAUCUGGGUCAAGAUGAUAUGAGAUUUGAAGCCGCAAAGAAGCUUCUGCCCAAGGACGCCAUCAUUGGUAUCAGUACUUCUUCGGUGGAAGAGGCCCAAAAGGCUAUUGAUGAUGGAGCCGACUACUUGGGCAUUGGAACAUUGUUUGCCACCCCGACCAAGACAAACACCAAGUCUGUUAUUGGUACAGCAGGUACUCAGGCCAUCUUAAGUGCUAUCAGCGAUUCCUCCGUAGGCACUGUCGCCAUCGGGGGUAUCAACCACUCCAACGUGCAGCGCGUCCUUUACCAGUCCAAGUUUCCCAAGAAGGGACUGGAUGGCGUCGCUAUUGUUAGUGCGAUCAUAGCCGCUGAGGACCCCAAGGCGUCAGCAGAAAAGUUCGCCAAGCUGAUUAAGACUCCUCCCCAAUUUGCAUUGACCACUCAACCUGCGCGGGCGAACGAGGCCGAAGCCCUACUGCAAGAAGUGCCGGCCAUCGUGCGCAAGAUGACUGAAGUGCACCCACUUGUCCACAACAUGAUCAACUUCGUUGUGGCUAACUUUGUUGCCAAUGUUGCUCUCUCAAUCGGCGCCUCGCCUAUCAUGGCCCCCUACGGAGACGAAGCUAAGGACCUGUGCAAAUUUGACGGUGCUCUGCUUAUCAACAUGGGCACGUUGACCAGUGAAAGUGUAGCCAACUACCAGAAGGCCAUCCAAGCGUACAACGAGCGCGGCAACCCGGUAGUCUAUGACCCGGUGGGUGCAGCCGCGACUGAAAUUCGCCGGAACGCCGUUUCAACCCUCAUGGCGAGCGGAUAUUUUGAUCUGAUCAAGGGCAAUGAGGGCGAGAUUCGCCAAGCCUGGGGAAGCAGUGUGGUGCAGCAGCGGGGAGUCGAUAGUGGACCUAGCACAAUGGAUGGCCAACAAAAGGCUAAGCUCGCGCGUGACUUGGCCCGGCGAGAACGGAACCUGGUCUUGCUGACUGGCGCUGUCGACUACCUGAGCGACGGUGAGCGCGUAAUCGCUGUGGAGAACGGCCACCCAUAUCUCGGCCAGGUGACAGGGACCGGCUGCGCCGUCGGCUCCAUUUCAGGUUGCUUCUUGACUGCACACCGCUCCGACAAGCUCCUCGCCGUGCUCUCCGGACUCCUGAUGUACGAGAUUGCGGCUGAAAACGCUGCGGCCAAGGAAUAUGUCCGUGGACCAGGCAGCUUUGUUCCCGCCUUCCUUGAUGAACUGUAUGCGAUCCGUACCGCUGCGGCUAGGGGUGAUGAUGGCUGGUUUGUGGGGCGCGCUAAGGUGUAUGAGGUCAAGAUAUAA
This is a messenger RNA of Penicillium canariense, 1554 nucleotides long. RefSeq names its product bifunctional hydroxyethylthiazole kinase/thiamine-phosphate diphosphorylase. The coding region runs from base 1 to 1554 and encodes 517 amino acids. The transcript is spliced from 7 exons. Gene Ontology annotation, molecular function: magnesium ion binding; ATP binding; hydroxyethylthiazole kinase activity. Gene Ontology annotation, biological process: thiamine biosynthetic process. Gene Ontology annotation, cellular component: cytoplasm. The record is from RefSeq and is a predicted model, not a curated record. Lineage: Eukaryota; Fungi; Ascomycota; Eurotiomycetes; Eurotiales; Aspergillaceae.